This is a messenger RNA of Salvia splendens (bonfire salvia), 1213 nucleotides long. Its product is annotated as homeobox-leucine zipper protein HAT5. NCBI's taxonomy places the organism in Eukaryota, Viridiplantae, Streptophyta, Magnoliopsida, Lamiales, Lamiaceae. The transcript has 4 exons. Gene Ontology annotation, molecular function: sequence-specific DNA binding; DNA-binding transcription factor activity, RNA polymerase II-specific. Gene Ontology annotation, cellular component: nucleus. Gene Ontology annotation, biological process: positive regulation of DNA-templated transcription. Bases 467 to 1213 code for a protein of 248 amino acids. The record is from RefSeq and is a predicted model, not a curated record.
AAUGAAAUGAAACAGAGAAUCUCUCUCUUAGCUCAGCUAUCAAGGAUUCCUCCUCAUAAAUACCCAAUUCGCAUAUAUCUCUGAGUCUCCUACCCCUUGCCCCCUCCCAUCCCCAAAUAGCCAAUAUUUUACGCUUACUUUUUUCCUCCACCUUCUUCUUGCUAACUUCCCACUACUCACGCACAACACAACACAACACAACACAACACACUACUCUGCCUGACGAAAAAAAGAAAGAAAUGAUGGGUGUGAUGAGCAACCGUUGUUCCCACACUUCCCACAUCACGGCCAUCAUCAUCACCAGCUUCUUCCGCCAUAAAUUCUAAAGAUUUCACCUUUUUUCUGUGUUUGCCAACAACCAUCUUCAGCCUGCACUCCCGCCAAAAUGCCCAAUUCUUGAAUUCUCUUGCUUAUUUUUGUCCCCCCCCCCCAAAAAAAAAAACUUUCUUUUUUUGUUGAUGUGUUAAUGGGCAGUGGCAGCGCUAUAGAUCUGUCUAAGAAGAUGAAAUCUCGUGGUCUUGAUUCUGUGUUUGCUUCUGCUCCUUCAGAUUCGUUUCUUGGGCCGGGAGCGAUGGUGAGUUUCGGAAAUGUUGGUAGGGAUGACAGAUCAGGAAACUCGUUCUAUCAGUUGUUUGAGAUGCAGGAGAACGGGGACGAAUACUUUGAUGACUAUUUUAGUCAGCCGGAGAAGAAGAGGAGGCUCUCAGCAGAUCAAGUCCAGUUUCUCGAGAGGAGUUUUGAUGUUGAGAAUAAACUCGAGCCAGAGAGGAAGCUUCAGCUGGCGAACGAGCUUGGCCUGCAGCCUCGUCAGAUUGCAGUGUGGUUCCAGAACCGGAGGGCUCGUUGCAAGACGAAGAGCCUUGAAACAGAAUACGAGACAUUGCACUCGAGCUAUAAGAGCUUGAAGAUGGACUAUGAUAACCUCGUCAAGGCGAAUGAGAAGCUAAAAGCUGAGGUUCUUCACCUCAAACACAGCGGGACUGCUCAAGAUGUGGAGAUAUUGGAUACUAAGGAACUAUCAGAAGCAAUGCCAACAUCUACCGAUGAAGAACAUAAAGUUUCUAUUUCGACUUCUAAGAAUGAUGAGCAAAGCUCAACAAAAAGUGAUGUCACCAAUGAAGACAGUCCCCGGUUGAGAGGCGAGGCUCAUCAUCACCAUCUGUUUGUUGAAUCAGGUGAGUCUUCUCAUGACUUUGAUCCCCGGUAUAAGUGA